CCUCCCCUUCCCCUCGCGCCUGAGCGAGCGCCCCGGCGCUUCCCUGCCUCCUCCUCCUCCAGCUCCAGCCGCUGCUUGGGACUCGCCGCCGCCUUCGCCGCCGGUGGAUGCCGCCGGGAAGCGGGCGGAGCGCGCAGCCGGGGAGGGGGGCUGCCGCGGCCGCCGGAGUACAUGCCAGUGCCCUCUCCGCCUCUGCUUCGCCUCCGCCUCCUCCUCCUUACCAGAAUGCUUUACUUCCAGAUGGUGAUCAUGGCAGGGACUGUGAUGCUGGCUUAUUACUUCGAGUACACCGACACCUUCGCGGUCAACGUGCAGGGGUUCUUCUGCUACGAGAACGCCUAUCGCAAGCCUUACCCGGGCCCGGAGGAGAGCAGCGCCGUGCCCCCCGUGCUCCUCUACUCGCUGGCGGCGGGGGUGCCCGUUUUGGUGAUAAUUGUUGGAGAAACUGCUGUGUUUUGCCUACAAAUGGCCACGCGGGAUUUUGAAAACCAAGAAAAAACAAUCCUAACUGGAGACUGUUGCUAUAUAAAUCCACUGGUGCGCAGGACUGUCAGAUUCCUUGGUAUUUACACAUUUGGACUUUUUGCAACAGAUAUAUUUGUAAAUGCAGGACAAGUAGUAACUGGGAAUCUUGCACCACAUUUUCUUGCACUUUGCAAACCCAACUACACUGCUCUUGGAUGCCAACAGUUUACACAAUUCAUCAGUGGUGCAGAAGCAUGCUCUGGAAACCCAGAUCUGAUAAUGAAAGCCAGAAAAACAUUUCCAUCCAAAGAUGCAGCUCUGAGCAUAUAUGCAGCGACAUAUCUGGCCAUGUAUAUCACCAACACAAUAAAAUCCAGAGGAACAAGGCUAGCAAAACCAGUCCUUUGUUUGGGCUUAAUGUGUAUGGCCUUUCUUACUGGGAUCAACAGAGUAGCAGAAUAUCGAAAUCAUUGGUCAGAUGUGAUAGCAGGAUUUCUAGUUGGCAUUUCUAUAGCAGUGUUUUUGGUUGUGUGUGUGGUAAAUAAUUUUAGAGGUAGACAACCAGAAAAUGAACAUUCUCACAUGGACAAUCUGGCCCAGAUGCCUAUGAUCAGCAUCCCACGGGUAGAAAGCCCUUUAGAAAAGAACCACAUCACAGCCUUUGCAGAAGUCACAUGAUGUUGAAGCUGAUGUCUAUUCGCUGCAUUGGACGUCAUCUCUCUUCACAGUUCACUCAUCAUAACUGAAGCAUUUUGAAUACAAGAGAAAAUAAAACCAUCUGUUUUCAAGGCCUGAUUUAACAACCUAUGAAGAAUCUGCCUGAAAUAUCAAAAAAGUUUUUUUUAAAAAAAAAUCUUUCCAUCAUUUGGGGAUUAAAAUGGGGAGGAAAUACAGGGAAAGAGCAAGCAACAUAAAUAUACCAAUUUCCUUCUCUGGAUACAUUUACUUUUUUUUUUUUACUUAACCACAUGCAUAUCUGAUGGUACACUGAUACAUCUGAUUGAGUUGGACUCCUUUUUAAAAAAAAAAAAAAAUUCAGCAUGACACUUGUUCCCAUUCUGACAGAAUUCAGUGUACACAUUUUUCUAAACACAUCCUGUACUAAAAUGCCAUUUGCACUUUGUAUUCUGCUGUAUUUCACACACCACAUUUAUAUCUUAAGACUGGUGCUUCUGCUUUUGAAGAAAAACAAAGCCAAUUUUUACUGUAAUAAGUAUUGUAUGAUAAUUUUAGUAUAUAUAUAUAUAUAUAUUUAUUUGGAUAUUUUCCUGA
Molecule: messenger RNA, 1737 nt
Organism: Heteronotia binoei (common prickly gecko)
Lineage: Eukaryota; Metazoa; Chordata; Lepidosauria; Squamata; Gekkonidae
Gene: PLPPR5
Product: phospholipid phosphatase related 5
Exons: 6
Coding region: 172-1143 (323 amino acids)
Biological process (GO): phospholipid dephosphorylation; phospholipid metabolic process; signal transduction
Molecular function (GO): phosphatidate phosphatase activity
Source: RefSeq, a predicted model, not a curated record